Molecule: messenger RNA, 511 nt
Organism: Symbiodinium pilosum
Lineage: Eukaryota; Dinophyceae; Suessiales; Symbiodiniaceae
Source: the annotation of a GenBank genome assembly
AUAGACAUCCCACUUUGCGCCGCCAUGUCCACCCUGAUCGAUGGCGAGCGCUUCGAGUUCCCUUUCGCGGUGCGCCGCAACUCAGACGAGGAUGUCGGGAUUCACUACAAACCCGUUUUCAGAACUGACGAAAGCUUCUGUGGCUUCGAAGUGACUUCUGUUUUGUAUACCGCAGAGCGCAAGAACCAGGUUCUUCGUCGCUUCAACAUGCAAGAGCUGCAGAAGCAGAUGCUGUGUCCAGGAGACAUCAUCGUGUCAGUGAACGGCAAGAAGAGCCAGGAGCUGAUGAUGACGCAGCUGCAAGCCUCGCCGACGCUCUUCAUGAAGGUUUGGAGGGACAAGGUCAAAGAGGACACUGAACCAGUGAUGUAUGCAAUCUCAGAGUACGAUCCAAGCAUCGAAGCGGAGGGAGGCUAUCUGAAAGUAAGCAGAAGAUCGCAGAUCCGCGUUGACCUGAACACGAGGGCCCCGCCUGAGGAUGUCAAUGCCUACCGCUGUGACUACAUCUGGG